Messenger RNA from Perkinsus marinus ATCC 50983, 300 nucleotides. RefSeq names its product glutaredoxin, putative. Bases 1 to 300 code for a protein of 99 amino acids. Gene Ontology annotation, cellular component: cytoplasm. The record is from RefSeq and is a predicted model, not a curated record. Gene Ontology annotation, molecular function: glutathione disulfide oxidoreductase activity. NCBI's taxonomy places the organism in Eukaryota, Perkinsozoa, Perkinsida, Perkinsidae. The transcript has 2 exons. Gene Ontology annotation, biological process: cellular response to oxidative stress.
AUGUCAGUCAAGAGCUUCGUUGAUAACGAGAUUGCCUCCAACAAGGUCGUGCUUUUCGGCAAGUCGUAUUGUCCCUAUUGCACGAAGGCGAAAGGGGCUCUUGCUUCAAUCAACGCCAAUCCCAAAGUUAUCGAACUCGAUCAACGUGACGACUGCUCGGACAUUCAAGACUACUUAGGCCAGCUCACUGGUGCUCGUAGUGUCCCACGUGUAUUCGUGAACCGCAAGUUCAUUGGUGGAGGUGAUGACACUGUAGCCAAGGUCAAGAGCGGGGAGUUGAAGAAAUUAAUCCAAGCUUGA